UUAUGAUUCUAAGCAUUUUAUUUACACUCUCACCUAUUGUAUUAUUACUCUCAAUAUUCGCUGUGCUUGAUGCAUGCUUAUUUGUUCAAACAACACAACACACUACACUUCCUUGUACAUAUAUUCAUAACUCAGACUUAAUGAUCAGCAAAGUUACACCUACCAUCCAACCCUCUAGAUCACAAGCGGAGCCUAUACAUAAACCUUUAAAACUCAAAUCGAAAGCAAAGUCUUUUCAUCGACUCUUCAAGAAACUUGCUCGCGUCGUCUUGUCUAAAAAGUGCCAUCAAAAAAAGUUACAGGAAAGCGUCUGGUACGACAUUACCCCUGACGGUCACACGGCUGUGAUUCAAAUUAAUUUACCUACUGCUUCUGCUCCUCAAAGUGACUCUCUUUCCAUGUCUUCUCUCUUGAACGAUAAAACCACAUUCGACUAUGCUCAGCGUAUUUGGGACGAAGAUGCAACCGUCUACAGCAACAUGAAUCGCAUUGUAGAAUGGAUUGGUAAUGGUCAGCCUGACAGUAACGCUAUCUUGAAAGCAUAUCUUCAGCAUUUUGAUUUUAAAGGACUCAAACUUGAGCAAGCUUUUCGCAACUUGUGCUCUAAAUUGCACCUCAAAGGCGAAACACAACAGAUUGAUCGUAUUCUUUCUCGAUUUGCCGAACGAUACUUUGAAUGCAAUCCCAAAUGUAUUUUUGGUUCUUCAGAUGUUGUCCAUGCGAUUGUCUAUUCUCUUUUAUUGUUAAACACAGAUCUUCAUGUAGCUCAAGGCGACUACAAGAAAAUGUCUCGAUCUGCAUUUAUCAAGAACACCCUGUGUGCUAUUCAAGCUCAACUCAAUAUCUCUACCUGCAUUGAUGAACACUCAAUUUCUGAAGAACACAAAGCCAGUGGUCUCUCUUUUCAAUCGUUUGAUUGGAUUCCUCUUCAACGCACACCUAGUGGUCACAGUGGAUUCAGUUCUCGUUCUUCCAACUAUGCUCCUUCUUUGGACUCCUCUAUUUCUACUCACAGCCAUAUCGCCCUAGGAUCCAAGUCAUGGCAACUUGAAGUCAAGAAUUUAUUGAAGCAAAUGUACAGUAGCAUUCGAUACUGCCAAAUAAGCGAUCCUUCCUCUCCACCUACUUCUAUACAUCAAAGCAAUCGUGUCAGUACUGUCUUGAAGCGUAGUAUGGGCACAAUUAUCUGGAGACAGGGCCGUGAUACAGCCCAAGAAGACGAUUCUAUCUCAAGCUCUAUAAGUUCAGUCCCUUCUUCUUCUCAAACCUCCUUACUACAAUACCAAAUCGUCGCUUCUCAUUUGCAGACAGAAAUCCCCACUAGUUACACCAGCAAUGCCCCUUAUUAUAAGGAAGGUAUGGUCGUCCGUAAGCACCUGUUGGAAAAAGCCCAUCAAAAAGCCAAACACAGAGACUGGAAAGACUGCUUUAUGGUCAUUGAACGUAGUCAACUCAAGAUGUAUAAACUCGAUAGUACCAGUGAGCAACGCAAGCGCCAUUUGAUUCGACACGCCUUGAUGACCAAGUACUCAGACAAUGAAGUGGUUGGUGGUGGUGACUGGUUAUCCAAUGCUCAAUUGAUGGGUUCGAUUGACCUCAAGCAUACCUUGGCCAAUGCACUUCCUUCUGGUUAUAGUCGUCAACGUCAACAUGCUUUUGCACUUCAACAACCUAAUGGUGCUGUCUAUUUGUUCCAAGUAGGAUCUGAAGAACAAGUGCAUGAAUGGGUCUCUACCUGCAACUAUUGGGCUGCUAGAGAAAGCAAAGAGCCAAUGACCAAUGGCGUGAGUUCAAUGGAAUAUGGCUGGACUUGUACCAAAGAUAUGGAGAACACAAUCAUUCAUGAAUGGCAAGCACCCAUUCCUCCUAGCUGCAGUAGCUUAUUGGAAGAACCCGCUCAAUUAGAAGCACUUCACAAACACAUCAAGGAGUUGUCAAACGAACUGGACCAACACCGUGAUAUCAAACCCAAGAUGGAAGCUCGAUUUGCUGGCUCAAAAUUAGCAGCCAAAGUCAUGGUCAAUUGGGAAAACAAGUCUUCUUAUCUUUUGCAUGAAAUCAUCAAGUAUCAAAACUACUGUGAUGCCAUUGAAAAAUCACUUGCUUUACAGAAUUCCAUCUGUUCUUUCUUGUAAAAUGUAUUAUACCCUUCCCUUUUCUUUUUAGAUGUAAAUAAAA
Molecule: messenger RNA, 2178 nt
Organism: Gilbertella persicaria
Lineage: Eukaryota; Fungi; Mucoromycota; Mucoromycetes; Mucorales; Choanephoraceae
Exons: 3
Biological process (GO): regulation of ARF protein signal transduction
Molecular function (GO): guanyl-nucleotide exchange factor activity
Source: RefSeq, a predicted model, not a curated record